Molecule: messenger RNA, 7011 nt
Organism: Morus notabilis
Lineage: Eukaryota; Viridiplantae; Streptophyta; Magnoliopsida; Rosales; Moraceae
Exons: 39
Coding region: 112-6573 (2153 amino acids)
Biological process (GO): positive regulation of transcription by RNA polymerase I; maturation of SSU-rRNA from tricistronic rRNA transcript (SSU-rRNA, 5.8S rRNA, LSU-rRNA)
Cellular component (GO): 90S preribosome; small-subunit processome; t-UTP complex
Molecular function (GO): snoRNA binding
Source: RefSeq, a predicted model, not a curated record
CCCUAAACCCCUCCCAAAGUCGGCCGUUAGAGUAGAGAGAGUUCCAGGACGUUGAGCUCCCAAAAACCUCCAUUGAUUCUCCGAUUAGGUUUCUCUCCUCCAGCUACAGCCAUGGCGACCACGAUUGCCGCGCAGCUACAAGCCAUCAAAUCCUUCGUACAAGCCGACUCCGAGCCGCCGCUCAAGAGGCCCUUCACUCGCCCUUCCAUUCUCUUCGACCCCAAAGAAGCCGCUGACAUCGAUACCGACACCAUUCUCUCCAUCGCCCUGCAAGGUCUGGAAGUUCUUAUAAGCAUGGACGAGCGCUUUAGGAACUAUAAUAAUGACUUGUUUAGCCAUAAAAGUAAGGAAAUGGAUAGAGAGUUGAUGGGAAUAGUGGAAAAUAAUCGCAUAAAUGCGACGAUUUCUUCGUACUUGCGUUUGCUUUCGUCGUAUUUCCAGCUUCCUUCCUCAAUCAAGACGCUCGAGUACUUGAUACGAAGAUACAAGAUUCAUGUCCACAACUUUGAGGAACUGAUUUUGUGUUCUCUGCCAUACCAUGACACCCACAUUUUUGUUCGAAUAGUUCAACUUAUCGAUGCAGGAAAUAGUAAAUGGAAAUUUUUGCAUGGUGUAAAAGUCUCUGGUGCACCCCCACCUAGAAAGGUUAUAGUACAGCAAUGUAUAAGGGAUAAGGGAGUUCUGGAGGUUCUUUGCAAUUAUGCGUCACCGUCAAAGAAGUUUCAUCCCUCAAGGCCCAUGAUCAGCUUUUGCACAGCAGUUGUUGUCGAGGCGUUGGGUUCUGUUAUAUCUGUGGACAAUGAUGUUGUCACUAGGAUUCUUCCAUUUGUUAAUUCUGGACUUCAGUCCGAUGCAAAAGGUGGUCCAGAUCACAAGGCCGGUGCUAUGAUGAUGGUUGGUUUACUAUCAAGUAAAGUUGCAUUGUCUCCCAAACUUGUCAAUACUUUGAUUCGGUCAAUUGCUGAAAUUGCUCGUGAUGAUGCAAAAGAAUCAAUUGAUCUUCAGUGGCUUCGGUUGUCACUUAUGACUAUGAUCAACCUCAUUCAGUUGCAAUCUGUUGAUGUGUUCCCACAGAAGGCUUUGGAGACUCUGAUGGAAUUCCGGGAUUUAGCCGGGAUUCUUUUGGAACUGUUCAAAGAGUUCAAUAUAGAUAAGUUCCUCUAUGUGCUUCUGGAUUCUCUGGUUGAUCACAGUUUUUCUGAUGAAUCAUGUCAGUCUUUCUUGAUUUCAAUAUUGGAGGUAGUUCCUAUAAAGGAUUUUGUACACCAGGUGGUCGCUAAGGCCCUAUCUUAUUGCUUGAGAAAUUCACAGAAAAUGAGCAAUUCAUCAUCAUCUCCAUCAGGUCACUGGCUGAAGCAAAUUUUAUCUGUUCUCAAUAAGCUUUAUCCAUCUGAACUACAAGGAGCUGUUAAAAAAUUCCUUAAAGAAAAAAAGGUCCAAUCUAAGAAGGGGGACUCAGUAUAUGAGAUUUUGUGCAAGAUAUUGGAUGGAAAUUCAGAUAUGUCACAAUUGACUCUCUCUCAUUCGAAACUUUGGUUUGCAUUGCAUCACCCAAAGGCUGAUGUGCGGUGUGCUGUGCUAUCUGGCUUAAACAUGACUAGUAUCCUGGAGACGAAGGCUACUGAUCCACAGGGUUUUUCUUCUGUUCAAGAUGCCAUAUUGCGUCAGAUUUAUGAUGAGGAUCUUACUGUUGUUGAGGCGGCUGUUUCUCUUGAUGGGUUGAUAGAUGUGCUAGAUUCUACUGAUGUUCUUGAAGCAUUGAAUAGCGUGAUUAAGCGAUGCAUUGGUAUUCUUUAUUCAGGUUCAUCAGAGAACACUAGUCUAGCAUGUGCUGUUGCUCUUUGUUGCCUGGAGAAAGCAGACUUGUUAUCCCGUGAUCAUACAGAUCAUCUGAAUAUGCUUGUUGCAAUGACGUGUCCUUUACUUUUAAUUCGUCCAAAGACACAGAGGUUAAAUUUGAAAGCUUUAGAAUUAGCCAAGAAUUUGAACUGGCCGUUUUUUGAGAAUCUUCCUAGUGUCCCCUGUUCAGAAAUGGUGCUGCAACGAGAAAGCAUAUCUUCAAUUAAUCUGAGCACUAUUACUUGUUUGGCAGAAGGAUUCUUGAAGCACCCUGAAAAAUAUGUUGCUUCAAUUACAGAGUUUUGUAAAGACUUUGAGUCAUCCAAGACACUUUUCUUUUUGGUUCUUAUGCAGUCAUUUUUAAUGCAAAAGGAUAAAUCUGGUCAAAUUUUAUCAGUCUUGGAAGCCGGCUACCCGAUACUGAAGACUGAAUGGAAAGCAUUUGAAAAUUUGGGUGAUGCCUCGUUUAAAGAGUUCAAGGUAGAAAUGCUAACUUGGGAUUGUGGAACAUUCGUUAAUCGGCUAUCUGAUUUUGAUGUUAAAGCAUUGAAUGCAAAUAUUCUAAUUUGUGCAUUUUGGAGAUUACUAGAGACAUCUAAACUAUCAGUGCCUGUAGAAGUCUCACGGGGGUUUAGCUGGCUCGAGGACCUAUUUGUCUUUUUCUCGAUCUCUCGGUUUAAUCACGUUUUCAAGGAACACCGUCUCUACCUUGUCACAAAGUGCAAGAAAUCUCCUUUCCAUUUUUUGGACAAGUUUUUCACGCAACAAGAUGUUCCUACUGCUGUUCAAGUCGAGAGUCUUCACUGUUUUGCACAUCUUUGUUUUGAGUCAGAAGUAAGAUUGCAGGUUCAACCUUUUGCGGAGUUCCCCUCAAUUCUUGUCCCUUUGGCUAGUUAUGACCAGGACGUAAGAACAGCAGCCAUGAACUGUAUUGAAGGGCUACGUGCAAUCUGGGCUCGUAUUGACUCUUCUAGCAAGAAAAAUGGAAACCAAGCAAUAUGGAGUCAUUUUCUUGAUGAACUUUUGGACUUGAUAGUUCAACAAAAAAGGCUAAUCUUGUCUGACAGAAAAUUUCUUUGUUCACUUCUGGCGUCUUUACUGAGUUCCUCCUGCCAUAGCUUGCUGGUGCCAAAGAAUGUUGAGCAAAGGUUUGAUCAACCAACGAGGGAAAAGAUUCUUGCUUUUAUAUUGGGUUCUGCUCUAAAGCUCUCUGAUUAUGCAAAGCUUAUGAUUCUAUCUUUGCUCAAAGGAGCAGGUAGUGCUAUUAUAUGUGUGAAAGAAAUCGAGUUACUCUUAUGUCAGCUUUUGAGAAGACGCAGUCAAUAUUACUGUGAACCCAGUACGCCCACCCAAAAGUUGUCAAACAUGGAGGUUGAGAUCUUAUGCUUUCUUCUAGAGAGCUGUGCUACGCCCCCUUCACCUGAUGGCCAAGUGUUCGAAGAUCAUUUAUUGAAGGCUUUGCAGUUGGAGGGCAUGCCUGUAGAAGACCCAGCUGUUGUACGGCCGUGUGUAACCGUCUUGCAGAAUCUUAAUGAUCAAAUCUACAGAGGGUUGAAGAAUGAAAUUCAGGAAGUUCUGUUUCGUGAACUGGUGGCUUUGUUUCGGAAUGCUCAUGGUGAUAUACAAAAUGCUGCCAGGGAGGCCUUGCUGCGCUUAAAUAUUACUUGCUUCACUGUUGUUCGUACACUUGAUCACAUUUUCAAGAGUGGAAGUUCUGUGAUUACUUCAGCAUAUGCUAAGAAAAAAAGGAAAUUAACUGAGAAUCAGAAGUCCAAUCUGCCUCAUGUUGGAAUUCAUUUAGGAGAAAAUGCAAUCUCUUUUCUUAGCUCCCUUCUUGAUGUUUUGCUGUUGAAGAAGGACAUAGUUAACAGAGAUUUGCUCGUGGGGCCUUUAUUUAAGCUUGUUGGCAAAACUUUUUCGGAUGAGUGGGUUCAGAGUAUCCUUGUUGUUGAUGAAAAGUUGCCCGAAGUUCCAUCUGAUGUUUCUCAGGUGAUUGCCACAACAGUGUGUGAUAUACAACAAAGACUGCUAUUAAUCCUGAAAGAUAUUGGCACUUCGCUCAUGAAUCAGCUGCCACUAAAGGAAGACAUAGUAAAUGAGAUAAACAUAAAGCUACUCGUUGAGUGUGCCCGUUCCCUGAAGGAUGGGGUUACUCGGAAUCAUGUAUUUUCACUGAUUUCUGCUAUUGCAAAGAUCACUCCUCAGAAAGUUUUGGAGCACAUAGAGGACAUUUUUACUGUUAUAGGGGAAUCAGCAGUCACACAGAUUGACCGCCAUUCAGAGCAUGUGUUUAAGGAUCUUAUAUCCACGGUUGUUCCAUGUUGGCUGCAAAGGACAAAAAAUAUGGACUCACUUCUCCAGAUUUUUAUGAAUGUGUUGCCUGAAAUUGCUGAGCAUAGAAGGCUGUCGAUAGUAGUAUACUUACUAAGGACGUUGGGAGAGUCUGAUAGCUUGGCUUCAUUGCUUGUUCUCCUUUUCCGGUCAUUAGUUUCAAGGAAGGAGUCAUAUUCCUUUGAUAAUAAGAAUGCUGCAGACAGCUUCAUAACUUCCAAAAAGAGGGAGUGGGAGUAUGCCUUUGCAGUGCAAAUAUGUGAGCAAUAUCCAUCCUUGAUAUGGCUUCCCUCUCUUGUUAUGCUUCUUCGACAAGUAGGAGUGGGUAAUAUGUGCCAAGAGCUGUUCGUGGAGUUGCUGUUUGCAUUCCAGUUCACUCAGCACAAAUUGCAAGAUCCUGAGUUCACGUUGAAGUUAGAAUCAGAAGAAGAUUUGGAAAAAAUUCAGAGUUUGCUUGAAGAUCUUAUGGAGCAGAUUGGCAUUUUAUUACAACUUGUGGACGCAAGAAGGAAGCAAAUGUCUAUCCCUGUUGUUUUGAGGGAAGAGUUGAGGGACUGCAUGCAUGCUGUCUUGAGGACUAUUACUUCAUUCAUGAUUCCAGCAGCAUACUUUGAGGGCAUAAUUCGAUUGCUACGCCAUGCAGAUAAAAAUUUGGGGAAAAAGGCUAUUGGACUGUUAUGUGAAAUGGUAAGGGAGCUAGACACAGUCAAAUCAAGGCAUAAGGAGAGAAGAAGUUUGAAUAGUCAAUGGAAGCAUAUGGACGAUACUGCUCUGAAGUCUUUCCAGAAAUUGUGUCUUGAAAUUGUUAAGAUAGUUGAUGAUUCUGCUGGUGUUUCAGAUUCUUUGAAACUGGCAGCCAUUUCAGCUCUAGAAGUUCUUGCCAACAGGUUUCCUUUUGAUUAUUCUAUCUUCAUUGAAUGUCUGGCAUCUGUUACAAAAUAUAUUAGUUCAGACAACUUAGCAGUCUCUUCUGGCUGUCUUCGUACAACUGGUGCUUUGGUCAAUGUUCUUGGGCCAAGGGCGCUGGCUAAGCUUCCUUGUAUAAUGGAUAAUGUGAUUAAGAUAUCCCGUGAAGUCUCUCUAUGUUCAGAUAUAAAAGCUGUAAAGAUCACUGAUGAUACACCUGUUGCCUCAUCAACUACAAAGGAAUCCAUUGUUUUGUCUGUUCUUGUUGUGCUUGAGGCUGUUGUUGACAAGCUCGGGGGAUUCCUAAAUCCAUAUCUUGGAGAUAUAAUAACAGUCAUGGUGCUUAAUGCCGAUUAUGCGCCGGGAUCUGAUCAAAAGGUCAAAUCGAAGGCUGAUACAGUACGAAGACUCAUAACAGAAAAAAUCCCUGUUCGACUUGCUUUGUCACCUUUGCUGAAAAUUUACUCAAACACUGUUUUGUCUGGGGACUCGAGUUUGACUGUGUAUUUUGGAAUGUUGGCAAACUUGAUUGGUAUAAUGGAUAGACCGUCUGUUGGUGGUUAUCACGCAAAGAUUUUUGACCUGUGCUUGCUUGCUCUCGAUUUACGCCGUCAAAGACCUGUUUCACUUCAUUAUAUUGAUGUUGUAGAAAAAAGUGUCAUCACUACAGUUAUUGCCCUGACAAUGAAACUCACAGAGACGAUGUUUAAGCCCCUUUUCAUAAGGAGCAUUGAAUGGGCAGAGUCAGAUGUUGAAGAUGGUUCACACACAGGAAGCACUAAUAUAGACAGGGCAAUAACGUUCUAUAGUUUGGUUGAUAAACUUGCUGAUAACCAUAGGUCUCUGUUUGUUCCAUACUUUAAGUACGUGCUUGAAGGCUGUGUCCGUCAUCUUACUACUUCUGGUGAUGCAAAGACAUCUGGUUUAACACGAAAGAAGAAAAAAGCCAAGAUUCUAGAAGGAUCAAAUACAUCAGAAGAAAAUCGUUUGUCACUUGGAAGCUGGCAGCUGAGAGCAUUGGUUUUAUCAUCUUUGCAUAAAUGUUUUCUCUAUGAUACUGGAAACCUGACGUUCCUCGAUUCUUCAAAUUUUGAGGUUCUUUUGAAACCCAUUGUUUCACAGCUUUCUAUAGAACCCCCAAUUUCUCUCGAGGAACAUCCGAACCUUCCAUCAGUAAAGGAAGUUGAUGAUUUGUUGGCCAUUUGCAUAGGACAAAUGGCAGUGACUGCAGGAUCUGACCUAUUAUGGAAACCCUUGAAUCAUGAGGUGCUGAUGCAAACCCGAAGUGAAAAGGUACGGGCUCGCAUUCUGGGCCUAAGAAUUGUCAAGUAUCUGCUUGAACAUUUGAGAGAAGAAUAUCUAGUUUUCCUGGCUGAAACCAUCCCCUUCCUCGGUGAACUGCUCGAGGACGUGGAGCCUUCAGUUAAAUCCCUUGCACAGGAGAUUCUCAAGGAAAUGGAAUCAAUGAGCGGUGAAAGUCUACGGCAGUACCUGUGAUGACAUACUAGGCCUUCCAAUUUUGAGUUUUGGUGGAUGGCCGUGUUGCCUUUCAAAUUUUUCUAGCUGAAAGGCAUGGAAUGACACGUGGUUUCUUGGGGUAUACCAGCAUGAUAGGGUCUUUCUAGUGUAACUGUAUUUUUGUUUCAAUUUCUUGCUUCCUGUUAUUUUCUAGCUCAUUUUCCCUCAUGGAAGGGCAAUGGAGGCGAUUUCCACAAAAAAAGAAACUGCGAAUUAAUGGCUGCUUGAUGUGAUACUAAGCAUAGACUGUUGAAACGCAGAAAGAAAAUGGUGUGCAUCAAAGUUGGCUUGGGUGGGUGAGCAUUGUAUUUAUUCCGGAGGUUGAGUUUUUGUAUUUUGGCCUUUGCGCCUAGGUAUUUAUUUAUUUAUUUUUUAAUUUACAUAUUAAUAUAAGAAUGAAGAGCCACCAACAAAAAA